Molecule: messenger RNA, 2334 nt
Organism: Liolophura sinensis
Lineage: Eukaryota; Metazoa; Mollusca; Polyplacophora; Chitonida; Chitonidae
Exons: 7
Coding region: 1-2334 (777 amino acids)
Biological process (GO): urea transmembrane transport
Cellular component (GO): plasma membrane
Molecular function (GO): urea transmembrane transporter activity
Source: RefSeq, a predicted model, not a curated record
AUGGCGGCCAGCAUUAUUGUAGCCGGGCGGAAACGGGCAGAGGCCCGGAGGAUAACCGCGCCCAUCAACAGGUUGCUAGACCUUCUUCACACGGUUGUCCCUGUUCUAAACAAGACUCAAGCCGCAUUACUGCUGAUCGUCGGAUUUGGUGGCUUUUCCCUCUUCUUGGCUGUACUCUACAAAACCAUUCGCAGACGGGUUUUCCAUGACGUUAACAAGCUGGACUCCACCUUUGACGCCGGGGGUAACAUAACAUGGAGCCUGACCGCAGUCACUGUAGCCUCUCAGUUCUUCUGGCCUGGGGAUAUUCUACACAGCGUCACACUGACCGCAAAGAUAGGUGUGGCCGGGUCGUUCUGGUACUCUGUAGGGGUGUUGGUGAAUAUUCUGUUAUUCCCGGUAUUCUCCGUCAGCUUAAAGACAAGAGCUCCAGGAGCCAAAACCUAUUUACAGAUAUUCCGUGUUCGGUUUGGCCGCCCAGCUCACAUCGUGUUUUGUGGCUUUGCCUUGGUUACCACUACCAUGAUCAUGACAUCAACUCUGCUGGCGGGAAAGGCCAUGAUACAGUCCUUGGUGGAGGACGUUUCCGAUGAAUUUGUCCUCAUGACCAUGGCCUUUCUCUUCGGUUCUUACUCCCUCGUCGGUGGCCUGGGAACAACAUUUUAUGUCUCCUACUUCAACGCCUGUCUCGUGUUUAUAAUCCUAAUAACCUUUGCUGCCAAGAUCGUCUACUUUCCUCCGGAGGACCUCGAUGUUUCCCGGACCAAACUCGGUAACAUAAGCGCCAUCUAUGAUACCUUAGUGUGUUUGGAAGGUCCAGAAGGAAACACGGAGCGGAGUUAUCUCACCUUUCAGUCGUCGUUGGGGUUCCUCUACGGCACGCUGUCUGUCCUGUUAGGAACAGCCACCACGUUUUGCGACCAGGCGUUAUGGCAGAGCCGUAUUGCCGCCAAACCUUUGCCAGGAGUUUGGGGCUUUCUGGUUGGAGGAUUAAUAUGGUUCACUGUCCCAAUGACAAUGGCGUCAGCGACGGGUAUAAGUUACUUGGUCCUCUCUUAUGAAAACGGCAAUCAUUUGCUGACACCAAAUGAAAUCAAUGAAGGACUAGCCACCCCACUUGUGGCAGAACGGAUUUUAGGACAGGCUGGUGGCGUAAUGAUCCUCACCAUGGGAACAAUGGCUCUCAUGUCAACCGGAAGUGGCGAGGUCAUGGGAUUGUCUUCCAUCAUCAUCUAUGACAUUUACCAGGUGUAUAUAAAGCCUUUCAGAAAAUACCUUUAUGAAACUCAAUGUAUCUUGUGUGGGAAGACCCAGAAAGGGCUGGAAAAAAUAGAGCAAAAUGACCAUUCCAGUCAUAGUUAUUCUGAGGAAGACACUUGUUGUUGUACACCGGUGGAGAAAUGUGAAAGGUGUGCCCAAGACGUUGGGAAGCUUCAAUCUGGAGAGACGCUUGGAUACAACCAGACGUACAUGUGCUCCGUCCACGGGCCUUAUAGGGCUUAUCAGGAUCACUUAGUGCAGACAAAGGACUGGUGUAUCCUUUUCGUAACGAUCUCCUUGGUGCCAUUUGGACUGCUCAUCUUUGGGACAGGGAUCGACUUGAACUGGAUGUUCUACUGUGGUGCUAUACUAACUAUACCGUGCUUCAUUCCUGUGAUAUUCGCAAUCGUCUGGGCUAAAGCCACCUGUACUGGGCUAAUUUCUGGAGCGUUGGCCGGUUUGAUAUCUGGGGUUACCUCAGCGUUGAUAGCAGCCAGCACUCUGGAGGGAGGUCUCACGGAAUUCCUCCUGAACACAGCUCACGAAUUCACCAUCACCGUCGGGUGUUACACCGCCUUUCUCGUCUCUCUGCUUGUUUGUGUGAUAGUCUCGCUCCUUUCACACAACAUCAAAAGUGGUCGGGACGCCUUGGUGGAAUGGGAAAAGACACACCAGAUUGACAACCCUCUUAACCCGUGGCAUCUGAAUUUUAGACAGGAACUUGAGGGUGCAGACUAUACCUACAGACCAAGCCUUGAGCAACUGGCCCGCGCCUUUAAACCCGCCCGGUACUCAGCUAUAAUCGGUGGCCUGGCGCUCGUUGUACUGGGGAUAGGGGUCAUGCCUGGAGUGAUGAGCAUAUUUCCGGUGUUGAGCUUGACAGAAUUCACUGGUUGGAUGACGUUUUGUCACGUGUGGGCUGUCGUCAUGGGAAUAGUGGUAGUGUUUGUGGCUCCUAUCGAAGAAAUUGUUAAGGUUGUAAAACAAAGACAGAUGAAUAAGCGUAAAUUGACUACAAAAGAACAGGGUAAAGAUCCUGAUUUGUCAACUAUUUGUCUAAAUGAUUCAAACUAA